Acanthaster planci (crown-of-thorns starfish) is the source of this 1265-nucleotide messenger RNA. RefSeq lists its product as uncharacterized. The record is from RefSeq and is a predicted model, not a curated record. Lineage: Eukaryota; Metazoa; Echinodermata; Asteroidea; Valvatida; Acanthasteridae.
UCCCGAAGCGCAAAGAAAUCCCUCAUGAUGACACAUCAGUAUGCCACCGUGCCCUGCACAUCCAGACAGCACUUGGUACAAUACUGAAAAAAACACCGAGGCACCGACGAACUGCCAUUGCUGGAGUUUUCUUGAUGUCACAAGAGCAUCGUCCUGCAAUAUUCCCCGGAAGAAAAUAUUUCAGGGUUUUAUCUCAUCACCGGGCAGAGCAAGAAUUAAUUAAGCAACGAGAGAACAUGGUGGCCGAGUGAAUGUUGGGGGCUAUCGGCAGAUGAAAGCAUGGGGCGCGGAGGAAGGAUGGACGAGUGGGCAGGAACUGUCGUGAUCGUCGUGGGUUGUAUUUUCUUCGGACUUGCCGCCGCCGCAGAGUUUAGCUGUUACGACUGUGCAGCACUGCUUAGUCCCGAAUCGAGUUGCGAGACGGGGCCAGACUUCAACUCGACCACAAAAUGCAAGACAUAUUGCUAUACAGAUGUCACGACCCAGGCAGGAGUUCGCUCGUACAUGAAGCGGGGCUGCACCACAGAGUUAGAGUGCACGGAGGAGACCACCUGCCGGGAGCUGUCCCGUACGGGACCCUGCCGCUCCUGCUGCCAGUCGAACCUGUGCAACGACGACGAGCCGGACUUGGACGCCAUCAACCGGGCGGGAAAAGUGGGCGUGGUGUGGUCUUACGGGGGGCGUAGCCUGGGAGUGGUAAUUGGUGUGGCGGUUGCCUUCGUUGACAAGAUGUAUUAAAUUAGUUGGAAUCAUGACACGGUGCUAUCACAAGAAGAGCAUGGAAUUUUUUUUCUACCUAUCUUCCCGUUCACUCUGUAUCUCCAAACAAAAAGGUUUGAACGGUUCUGUUGUUGUUGCUGAAGUGCUGUUUCUGACCAAUAAAAAUGCAGUCACAGGAACAGAGCCACGACCAGUCCGUUAUAAUCGAUAGCUAAUUGUAGAUUUCGGGAAUAAUGUUGGCCUUCGAAGAGAAGUACGCACCAAAUAUUAAAAUAAAUAGCAUUCUUCCUUUUUCAUUGUACUGUCAUCCAUAGCGUUGGUUCCUAUAGCUCUAGCCAUUUGAAGAAACAUAAUAGCAUGGAUUUUAAAGGUUCUGCCAACUUUGAUAUGGUGUGUUUAAUUCAAACCUUAUAAGUUCUGACAUUAGGAUAUUAGUUUCGUUAACGGGGUUGUUGGUCUUUUCCGUGCUUACAAAUUUCCUUUUUCUGCUCCAAUGCCGAGGAGUUUUCAAAAAGAAACAGAAAACGUUUGAAGGGUAGCUGCAA